Messenger RNA from Tympanuchus pallidicinctus (lesser prairie-chicken), 4087 nucleotides. RefSeq names its product fibronectin leucine rich transmembrane protein 2 (gene FLRT2). The transcript has 2 exons. NCBI's taxonomy places the organism in Eukaryota, Metazoa, Chordata, Aves, Galliformes, Phasianidae. The coding region runs from base 935 to 2923 and encodes 662 amino acids. The record is from RefSeq and is a predicted model, not a curated record. Gene Ontology annotation, molecular function: protein binding.
GACUUUGCCUCUUGGAAAGCUUUAGGUUGCAGCCUGCCUUCCAAGCAUUCUUUAAACUAGAAAUGUGGGAGGGACUCCAGGGGAGAGAGAGGAGAGAGAGAUGGCUAUCAACUGAAUUCAUUACUGUAAACAUCUCCCUGGGGUGUCAGGCAGGGAGGAAAAAAAGGCACGACUCACAUUAGCAGGGAAUAGUCAGAUCUGAGGCAUCAUUACUGCUAAGAUCAGCCUGUAACGCCGGCUGAAGGCAGGCGCGGCACUCGGAAGGAGCUAGCCGCACGCAUUCAUAAAUACACUCACAUCUAUUUGUUUGAUGCCUCCGACGACGACCAAGGGUCCUGGGUCUCCGUGCCAGCUCCUCAUGUGAUCCUCUCAUCAUUUCUAGAGGACAGAGAGAGGGGGGAAAAAAAAAGAAAAGAAAGAAAGAAACGUCCUUGCGGCCCCUUCUCAUUUCUUUUUACCGGAGAAGGAGGAGCAGCGAGGGAGAGGAGCAAAUCGAGGAGAGAAAGUGCGCCAGAUCCAGCUGAUAGCUGUUAUGAGGACUUUGAUGACUUCAGAAAGCUGAGCAUAACAUCAACAGACUUCAAUGAAAGGAAAUAAUAUCACUCCAAGCAACUUGUACAGACAGCUUUUGGUAGCUUUAAAUUAACUGGUUGCUCAACUACAAGAACACAGCUGUUGUUUCUUUCGGCACACAUGGAGGAAAGCAACAAGAUUUGUAACCCUGGCUAAUAGGACUGUGGCUUUCUUAUCAAAAGUAGGAGCUGGGCCAACUGUAAAAUGAUUAUUUUAUACUUAGCCUGAAGGACUUUACCUCUGCUUGAACACUGGACAUAAACUGAAGCCAGUUUUAAUGAUCUGAGAUUUUGCUACUUGUCCUUUAUUAUUGUUAUUAGCUCUCUUUAACACUUUGAUACUUUAUUUCUUUAAAUUGGAAAUGGGUUCCUGGACUAGAUUGUGGCCCUCAGACUGGGCUGUUCUCAUGAAAUCAUGGCUUAUCUUUUCCCUGGGGCUCUACAUGCAGGUCUCCAAAACUUUGGCCUGUCCAAAAGUGUGCCGCUGCGAUCGAAACUUUGUCUACUGUAAUGAGCGAAGCUUGACCUCAGUGCCUCUUGGGAUACCAGAGGGUGUAACCGUCCUCUACCUCCAUAAUAACCAAAUAAAUAAUGCUGGAUUUCCUGCAGAAUUGCACAAUGUCCAGUCUGUGCACACAGUCUAUCUUUAUGGCAACCAAUUGGAUGAGUUCCCAAUGAACCUGCCCAAAAAUGUCAGGGUUCUCCACUUGCAGGAAAACAACAUUCAGACCAUUUCUCGGGCUGCUCUUGCUCAGCUCUUGAAGCUGGAAGAACUGCACCUGGAUGACAACUCCAUCUCCACUGUUGGAGUUGAGGAUGGGGCAUUCCGGGAAGCCAUCAGCCUCAAGCUUCUGUUCUUGUCCAAGAAUCACUUAAGCAGUGUACCAGUAGGCCUUCCAGUGGACUUACAAGAACUUCGAGUAGAUGAAAAUCGAAUUGCUGUCAUUUCAGACUUGGCCUUCCAGAAUCUUACAAGUUUGGAACGUCUGAUUCUGGAUGGCAAUCUGCUUACUAAUAAAGGCAUAGCUGAAGGCACCUUUGGCCACCUCUCCAAGCUCAAGGAAUUCUCUAUAGUGCGUAAUUCACUGAUCCAUCCUCCUUCUGAUCUUCCAGGUACACAUUUGCUAAGGCUCUACUUGCAAGACAACCAGAUAACCCAUAUACCACUUACAGCCUUCUCAAACCUUCACAAACUGGAACGUCUUGAUAUUUCCAACAAUCAGCUUCGUAUGUUGGUAAAGGGUGUAUUUGAUGAUCUCCACAACUUGAGGCAACUCACUGUAAGGAAUAAUCCCUGGUUAUGUGACUGCAGCAUUAAGUGGGUCACUGAAUGGCUCAAGUUUAUUCCCUCUUCCAUCAAUGUACGGGGUUUUAUGUGUCAGGGACCAGAGCAGGUCCGAGGUAUGGCAGUCAGGGAGCUUAAUAUGAAUAUGCUGUCAUGCCCCACCACUACCCCAGGUAUGUCACUUGUCAUCACCCCAGUUCCAGCUACAGCUAAGCCAACUACAUUAGUUCCCUCCUCAUCAGUUCCUCCCCCAAGUACUAAGUAUAGUCCUCUGACUCCUAUCAUAGUCGCACUCCCCACUGUGCCUGACAGGGAAGACAGAGAAAGGGUAACACCUCCUAUAUCUGAGCGAAUUCAACUCUCUAUCCAUUUUGUGAAUGAUACUUGCAUCCAGGUUAACUGGAUAUCUGUUUUUACUGUGAUGGCAUAUAAACUCACAUGGGUUAAAAUGGGCCAUAGUCUGGUAGGGGGAAUUGUUCAGGAACGAAUAGUUAGUGGUGAGAAACAACACUUCAGCUUGGUAAAUCUGGAGCCCAAAUCCACCUAUCGGAUUUGCUUGGUUCCUCUGGAUGCUUACAAUAAUUACCGAACUGGAGAAGACACUGUCUGUUCAGAAGCCACAACAAAGGCUUCCUUUUCGAACAGUGGUGGCAACAUUCCCUCCAGCCAUGAGCAGACAACUUCUCAGAACCUGGGCUCCCCAUUUCUGCUUGCAGGUUUAAUUGGGGGUGCAGUGAUAUUUGUGCUCGUGGUCCUUCUCAGCAUUUUUUGCUGGCACAUGCACAAAAAGGGGCGUUACACCUCCCAGAAGUGGAAAUACAAUCGAGGUCGUCGGAAAGAUGACUACUGUGAGGCAGGAACCAAGAAGGACAACUCCAUCCUGGAAAUGACAGAAACCAGCUUCCAGAUUGUGUCCUUAAAUAAUGAUCAGCUCCUUAAAGGAGAUUUCAGACUGCAGCCCAUUUAUACCCCAAAUGGGGGCAUUAACUACACAGACUGUCACAUCCCCAAUAACAUACGAUACUGCAAUAGCAAUGUCUCAGACCUGGAGCACUGUCAUACGUGAUAGUAAGGGGAGAUGGGGGUGUAAAGGAUAAAGAGAAAAAACUCUGAGAAAGUAACCCUCACAGCAAUGAAAAAAUUACAUUUGAUAAAUGUUAAACAGAUGCAUUUAUGCAUUUGAAUACUCUGUAAUUUAUACGGUGUACUAUAUAAUGGGAUUUAAAAAGUGCUAUCUUUUCUAUUUCAAGUCAAUUGCAAAUGGUUUUGUAACUCUUUGCUUUUUAAAUCUUAAAAAAAUAUUGCUAAGUACUGUACAGGGUUGUACAAUAAGAACCCAGUGUCAUGGCAAAGGAAAGAAUGAUUCAUUCUUCAAACAUUAACCACUUUGCUGUCGAAGCUCUCUGAGGGAUGUAAGUUCCUAGGUGUCCUGUAAUACAGGAAAAUAAGUGCAUAUUAAAACAGGGUUACUAGGAACAGCCAAAAGCAAUUCAGAUAAAAUGGGUAAAACCCAUUUGGCUCAAAUCCAGCAGUUGCUGUUGCAUUUCAAACCAUUUAAAAUAUUUCUGUCCCCCUUUCUCAGUUAUGUACUUCCUACCUCCAACUCAAAGCUGGAGUUCUGACUGCUACCAAAAAGGCUACUUGUUAUUUAAUUAGGUUUUCCCAACAUACUUGGAAAGGUAGACAGAACUCAGUGUCAAACAUGAAGUGACCUUGAUUUCUAUUUGCAAAAGCUAUUCUGAAAAUGUCCCCCAGUGCCAUGCAUUUUUAUGUUAGAAAUGGUUCCAGCCUUUCAUUAUGGUUAAGAAGCUUCACAAAUUCUUUAACCCUUCUCAGUGGGAGAUGAAGGUUAUCAGUAUGUAAGAGGUAGUUGUCAUUAGAUUACACUUCUCAUUAAUAGAUCAAUAUUUGUUGACAGCAUGUUCAGGUAAAACCUGAACAAGGGAAAUUCUAAGCGCUCUCAACUCUGUGGUAUUCAUGUAGAAUUUACAGUCUAAAAGUGGAAAUUGCUGAAAACUUGUUUCAAAACAUAACGUCAAUGGAAACGUUGCCAUUGACUUUUAUGGUUCAAGCUCUGUGUGAUUUAGCAGUUUGAGUUACAGUCAGUAUGAAGAAAGAAAAAGGUAAAAACAAUCAACAAAAGAAAAAUAAUCGUGAAAGAUGUUUUUAAUUUUUUUUUAAUUUAUUUAUUACUGAAGACCUCUGGGCCUAUUGUGAACUGAAAUAUGAA